Iphiclides podalirius (scarce swallowtail) is the source of this 2580-nucleotide messenger RNA. The record is from the annotation of a GenBank genome assembly. Lineage: Eukaryota; Metazoa; Arthropoda; Insecta; Lepidoptera; Papilionidae.
AUGGGAUGUUUUUUAAAGGUUUCAGGAACAGUUGUCAGAGUAACACAAACCAAAAUGUUAGAGUAUCAAAGGAAAUAUGUAUGUAUGAAAUGCAAGUAUGAAAACUGUGUGGAAGCAGAUUUUGAAAAUCGAUAUAUCUUAAAAGCCCCAUCCAGAUGUGGCAAUUCUGAUAUUAGAUGCAGAUGUUCUACUUUUACACAAAUAAACUUAGUAUCCAGAGAAUAUUGUAGGGACUAUCAAGAAAUCAAAAUACAGGAACAAGUGAACAAACUUAGCAUAGGCACUAUACCAGGAUCCAUGUGGGUGGUGCUUGAAGAUGAUCUUGUGGAUUGUUGUAAGCCUGGUGAUGAUGUUAAUAUUUGUGGAACAGUUCGCCGGCGGUGGCGCCCUGCAGUGCAAAACAAAAAAUCAGAAGUGGAGUUAUUGUUGCAUGCUAAUUAUGUGGAAAUUAGUAAUGCUCAAAGAUCUGCUGUGAUUGCCACCGCCCCCGAUAUUAAGAAAUGUUUCAAUGAAUAUUGGGGCAAGUUUGAAGCCUGCCCACUACAAGGCAGAGACCGAAUCCUAUCCUCCGUAUGUCCACAGGUCUAUGGUUUACAUUUAGUGAAACUUGCAGUAGUUCUGACCGUCAUUACUGGGUCGAAUCACGCUUUGGAUGAUGGGUGCGACAAAUCGGCAAACGAUGAAAAGUACGAAAUGCACAUGAGGGGCCAGUGUCACCUGCUAUUGGUGGGUGAUCCGGGUACAGGCAAGUCGCAGUUGCUGCGCGCUGGUGCAGAGCUCACUCCCCGAUCGGUGUUCACCUCAGGUGCGGGAAGCACCAGGGCCGGACUCACUUGUGCGGCGCUAAAAGAAGAGGGCGAAUGGCAGCUCGAAGCUGGCGCCCUGGUGCUGUCCGACGGCGGCGUCUGCUGCAUCGACGAGAUCUCCCAGCUGAGGGAGCACGACCGCACCGCGAUACACGAGGCCAUGGAGCAGCAGACCAUCUCUAUCGCGAAGGGCAAUAGGGCUCAUUAUCGAGCACCGAAUUCACCGUUUCGUUUUCAUUUACCGCACGACCGCACCGCGAUACACGAGGCCAUGGAGCAGCAGACCAUCUCUAUCGCGAAGGCAGGUAUAGUGUGUAAGCUGAAUACGCGGUGCGCGGUAAUAGCCGCUUGCAAUCCGAAGGGGCAUUAUCAAACUGAUGAACCGCUGAGCUCAAACGUAUCUUUGGGGACGCCUCUCUUAAGCAGAUUCGAUUUGAUAUUCAUUCUGCUCGACUCGAGGAACCGCGCGUGGGACAAAUUAGUCUCGUCUCACAUUCUAUUUGGAGCGUCAGACCCAAGAGUCUCGGAAUCGAGAUGGAAUAUCGAAAAGUUGCAGAUGUACAUCGGCUUAGUUGGCCCGUGGCGAACUGAAAUGACAAAAGCAGCCAAUACCAUACUCCAAGCCUAUUAUAUGAUGCAGAGGAAAUCUCACAACAGAGAUCCUUCUAGAACAACUGUCCGAAUGCUGGACAGUCUCGUCAGAUUAUCUCAGGCGCAUUGUCGACUAAUGUACCGCACCACAAUAUUGCCAGUUGACGCUAUAACGGCCGUGUCAUUAGUAGACUUAUCAAUGCAAGACUACACUUCGAACGACACCGUAGACGCGUUGCACUCGGCUUUCCAGAAACAUCCAGAUUUCGACUAUCUACGCAACGCCAAAAGAAUAUUGACACGCCUAAAUCUUCAGCAAAUAUGGAAGGAGGAAUUGCUUUAUUACGCUAAGCUCUUGAAAGUCGACCACAAAACUCUGGAAUGCGACGUGGAGGGAGGAAGGGUCCAGCUGUUUUCCAAAUACGACGAAGUGACUGACGAAAACAUUCCGUUGUCGGCAUCGCUAGUCACAAGUUCGUAUUUUAACAGGAACGUUACGAAAAACAACGGCACUGAAAAAGAAUUGAACAAAGAAAAUGUUGAUAUGGAUUUAAACGUGGAUCAGAAAACUAUAGUCAACGAUCGUUUAGCAGCAACGCUUAAAAAGCACGCGGCUCCCAAUAAAUGCGAAAAUAAGUUGGCUAAUGUUCAAAAAAAGGGACCCACCCGCAAAAGGAAACGGAAGGAGUUAACAAUAGACACCAGUUCAUUUGGCAAAAAGGAGGGCAAAAAACAAAAAGGAAGUAAAAUGAUCGAUCUCGGUGAUAUAAGUGAUAGUGAGGAGGAUUUUUAUGAUCCUACUAAAUUAUUAAAUGCAGUCCCAAGUGUGAAUGAUGUAUUCAACAAUUUAGUUGAUGAUGUCGAUUUAAAAUUCGAUAAUGAGAUAUUUUAUGUAACUGGAACAGAAAGAAAGAUUGAUGAUAUACCAGAAUCGAAACUGAUCGAAACAAGAUCAGAUGAGUCUAAAAUAGGAGAGAACAAAGCAAUAUCGAAGACAAAAGAAUUGUUGAAACAAUUUCAAUUUGCUAAAAAACAUAAUACUGAAAUGGUUAAAGAUAAUAUCAUCCAAAAUGGUGAUAUUAAAAGGGAACCGAAUGACAAUGUUAGUGAUAAGGUAAUAUCUGCUUCUAGCUCGCAAAUAUCAAUAUUUGAGAGCACAGAUUGUGAUAUAGAUUUAGAUAUA